CCAAACUCACGCAACACAAUACAAACAAGCACCAAGUUGAAAGCGAUUCACCUCGAGCAGAAUGGCUGUAUUCGACAAUAUCAGCGACAUCCUAAAUGCACCGCCAGAUCAUCUCAAGGCAGCACUCAGAGUGCUAUGCAGUAAGAACGGUGACGUGCAAAAGACCCUCGCCGAAUAUCUCUCUACCCUACACCAAGUAUGCACCAUUCCUUUGCUUGGCAGAGUAGAUGCAGCUGGAACUUUCAAGCCAGCAGUCAAAACAACCGCACCAAUUUCUCUCCAGUCGGAAUUUCAUUUAUGUGAGCGAUGUGAAGAGACAUUUUUGACUCUGAAACAAGCACGGAGAGUGCGAGUACCACGAUGGGGGGUGUGAGCAAAACGAGGACGCCGAGAUAUGGGAAGAAUGGGAAGAGUGGCGAAAGGGACCGAUGACAUUGGCGGAGAAAGAUGAACAUCCUGAGGGGUUCAUCUGGACGUGCUGCAAAGGAGACGGUGAUGCAAAGCCUUGUGAAGUUGGGGUUCAUAAGGCCCCAGGACAAGAUUACAGUUGCCACACAGCCGGAUGCUGGCGUAGGUAUGAAGCGAAAGAGGAACGACGAUGAUGCCGGUCUUCGCAUCUGUGGACUUUGCAAUAAAAAGUUUGAUGAAGGGGCUAAUGGUCAAUCUGCCUGCUCUUACCAUCCAGCCGUGAUGGCACGGAGCCUGGGUGGUGGCAUGGUCCGUACAAAGCUAGAGAUGAGAAGAAAGUCUCAAGGUGUCAUAGAACUGUCUCAAAUGAAGAUCCUAGAUGUUGGUGACAAAGACGAAGAUAAUGAGGAGAAUGACAAUCAGGAAACGGGAGAUGAAGAGAACCAAGACGAGGAUUGCUAA
Podospora bellae-mahoneyi is the source of this 870-nucleotide messenger RNA. RefSeq lists its product as uncharacterized. The transcript has 3 exons. Bases 448 to 870 code for a protein of 140 amino acids. The record is from RefSeq and is a predicted model, not a curated record. NCBI's taxonomy places the organism in Eukaryota, Fungi, Ascomycota, Sordariomycetes, Sordariales, Podosporaceae.